CUCGCGCUGGGCUCGCGCCCGCGCCUCCACCCUCCGCCCUCCGCCCUCGCGCCCUCGCGCCGGGGGCGGGCGCUGCGCGUGCCGGGCGGGGAAGCGGUGCGAGCCAGGCGCUGCGAACGUUCGCCGCGGGGGCGGCUCCGGGGCCUGAGUGGGCGCCGCCGCUGCCUCAGCUGAGGGGGCCGGGCCGGAGCGUGAGGAGGAGUGAGGCCGCAGGAGACCUUCCCGACGCCCCCUGCUCCUGCAGGGAAGUGAGCAAGGAUGAUUGAGGAAAGUGGGAACAAGCGGAAGACCAUGGCAGAGAAGAGGCAGCUGUUCAUAGAAAUGCGUGCUCAGAAUUUUGAUGUCAUACGACUAUCAACUUACAGAACAGCCUGCAAAUUACGAUUUGUACAAAAACGAUGCAACCUUCAUCUUGUUGAUAUCUGGAACAUGAUUGAAGCCUUCCGAGACAAUGGCCUUAAUACACUGGACCAUGCCACCGAGAUCAGUGUGUCCCGCCUUGAAACUGUCAUCUCCUCCAUCUACUAUCAGUUGAACAAGCGCCUUCCUUCUACUCACCAAAUUAGUGUGGAACAAUCUAUCAGCCUCCUCCUCAACUUUAUGAUUGCUGCAUAUGACAGUGAGGGCCGAGGCAAGUUGACGGUAUUUUCAGUUAAAGCUAUGUUAGCAACCAUGUGUGGUGGAAAAAUGCUGGACAAAUUGAGAUAUGUUUUCUCCCAGAUGUCAGAUUCCAAUGGCUUAAUGAUAUUUAGCAAGUUUGACCAGUUUCUGAAGGAAGUUCUGAAGCUCCCAACAGCUGUCUUUGAAGGGCCAUCUUUUGGUUACACAGAGCACUCAGUCCGCACCUGUUUUCCACAGCAGAGGAAAGUAUAAUGCAAUAUGUUUUUAGACACGAUGAUGGCUGACCCUCCUCCCCAGUGCCUUGUCUGGCUACCUCUCAUGCACAGGCUUGCCCAUGUUGAGAAUGCAAUCUUCCAUCCUGUGGAGUGCUCCUACUGCCGGUGUGAGAGUAUGAUGGGUUUCCGGUACCGAUGCCAGCAGUGCCACAACUAUCAGCUCUGCCAGAAUUGCUUUUGGCGUGGCCAUGCCGGUGGCCCUCACAGCAAUCAACACCAGAUGAAGGAGCAUUCCUCUUGGAAAUCUCCUGCAAAGAAGCUGAGCCAUGCAAUUAGUAAAUCUUUGGGGUGUGUACCCACGAGAGAACCCCCGCAUCCUGUUUUUCCUGAGCAACCAGAGAAACCACUUGACCUUGCACAUAUAGUUCCUCCUCGCCCUCUGACUAAUAUGAAUGACACCGUGGUUAGCCACAUGUCCUCCGGAGUGCCCACUCCCACCAAGAGUGUUCUGGACAGUCCUAGCCGACUGGAUGAGGAACACCGUCUUAUAGCUCGAUAUGCUGCCCGGCUGGCUGCAGAAGCAGGAAAUGUGACUCGUCCUCCCACUGACUUGAGCUUUAACUUUGAUGCCAACAAACAACAAAGACAGCUUAUUGCAGAACUGGAAAACAAAAACAGAGAGAUCCUGCAGGAGAUUCAGCGUCUCCGCCUAGAACACGAGCAGGCCUCCCAGCCCACCCCUGAGAAGGCACAGCAGAACCCCACGCUGCUGGCAGAGCUGCGGCUGCUGAGGCAAAGGAAGGAUGAACUGGAGCAGAGGAUGUCGGCCCUGCAGGAGAGCAGGCGGGAACUGAUGGUCCAGCUAGAAGAGUUGAUGAAGUUGCUGAAGGCUCAGGCCACAGGGUCACCACAUACAUCGCCCACCCAUGGAGGCGGCCGGCCGAUGCCCAUGCCAGUGCGCUCCACGUCUGCCGGCUCCACCCCCACCCACUGUCCGCAGGACUCACUGAGUGGAGUUGGGGGAGACGUGCAGGAGGCCUUUGCACAAGGUACGAGGAGAAACCUCCGCAAUGACCUGCUGGUGGCAGCUGACUCCAUCACCAACACCAUGUCAUCCCUGGUGAAGGAGCUCCAUUCAGCACUGUUUCUCAACCCCCGUCAGAAGCACGGCCCCCCUCUGUACCCACGAACAGAAGAGGUGACAGCCUUUGGGAUGACCUCACAGCAGAGGAAGGUGCAGAGGAAGAAGAAGAGAAGAUGCACAAUGGGAAAGACAGAGGUUAGCAGAGGAGCCGGACACAGAGGAAGCUCAGGCACAGAGGACGAGGAGCAAGCUGGCGCCGACAUGGCGAAGGCAAGGUCUUCCCCCAGAGGCACAUUCCUCUCCAUCUUUCCACCGCACACCUGGACCAGGCUUGCAGGCUGCCAGACGUCACUCCACCCGCCAGGGAGAGGGGAGCCAGAGCCGGUGGGAAGCGGGGAGGGGCUGCGUGACACAGCUGGUGGGCCUCCCCCUGCACAGCCCUGCAUGUACUAGCACCUUCAUCACUCCCCUCAGGGCAUGGUCUCAUCUCUGCAUCAGGAAUUUACCUGGAGGUUGAAAAGAGAAAAGAAAAAGCACCAA
This is a messenger RNA of Chlorocebus sabaeus (green monkey), 2460 nucleotides long. Lineage: Eukaryota; Metazoa; Chordata; Mammalia; Primates; Cercopithecidae. The record is from RefSeq and is a predicted model, not a curated record.